GCGAGCGGCUCCGCCGGAGCCGGGCAAGUCUCGGAGCCGAGCAGCCGCCAGCUCAGCGCAGCCGCCGCCGGUGGCACCAUGAGGGCCGUGCUCUGGGACCUGCUGCUGCUGUGGCUCUGCGCCCGCGCGCGCAGCGACUGCCGCGGGGACUGCCUGCACUGCGACCGCCAGCUCUACCGCGACAGCUUCGACGUCCUCAUCUGCAUCCUGGAGUGCGAAGGCCAGGCCGUGCCCCGCGCCACCUGGGAGCUCUGCGCCGCCGCCGGCCGGGCGGCGCCGCGGCCCCGCCGCCUCUCGGGCCGGCCCUGGCCCUCGGGCGAAGCGCGCCUCCCGACGCCGAGCGGGGCCGCGCCGGGAGCCUGGGCGCGGCCCGGCCGCGAGGAGGACGAGGAGGAGGAGGAGGACAUUUCCCGGCGGCCGGGAGCGGGCCGCGCGGCCAAGGGGGUGCAGAAGAGGUACGGGGGCUUCAUCGGGGUGCGCAAGUCGGCGCGGAAGUGGAACAACCAGAAGAGGUUUAGCGAGUUCCUGAAGCAGUACCUGGGCAUGGCGCCGCGCUCCAGUGAGUACGGCCGCGGCGGCGCCGGCGACGCCAACGAGAUCUAAGCGGGAUCCAACCCUCCACACCCCGCCCGCCACAUCCCAUGGGUGCCAUCCUACAAGGGGGCCAUCACCGAGAGAAAAACAAACCAAAACGCGGAAAAACGGCUCGGAAACGCCAGCGCCGGCCGGCCACCGGGAGG
Molecule: messenger RNA, 740 nt
Organism: Motacilla alba alba
Lineage: Eukaryota; Metazoa; Chordata; Aves; Passeriformes; Motacillidae
Gene: PNOC
Product: prepronociceptin
Biological process (GO): chemical synaptic transmission; neuropeptide signaling pathway; sensory perception
Cellular component (GO): neuronal cell body; axon terminus; plasma membrane
Molecular function (GO): opioid receptor binding
Source: RefSeq, a predicted model, not a curated record